AGCAACGCUGUCAACAAAAGCAAUGGUCAAAUGAUCGACAUUUUAGUUUUAACAGCUCGUUCAUAAUCAUUCACAUCUCCUGGACUCUUUUUUUAAUUGCUGUUUGAAAAACAGACCAUUAACGUUACAAAUAUAAUUAAUGAACAUUCUCAUCAUGGAUAUAAAUCCUUUGGCAAAUCCUAAAGGGAGUAAAUUAGUCUGUGAAAUCUGCCAGUUGCCAGCCUUUGUGCAGUGUAAACACUGCAAACUCACAUAUUAUUGGUAAAAAAAAUAAUAGUGUUACAGCGUUUUCAACUAAAAGAAUUGAAAGAAUAGAGUGUGACAGUUAUUUUUUAAAAUAUUUUUUAUUGCUAAAAUAAAUAUUUAUAUUAUAAACCUAGCCUAAAUUAUGCAUGCCAUGGUUGGGGAUGUAGGCCUAAUGCUAUAAGUAUAAGGCUAUACUAUAUUAUAGCAAUCAUGAUCUUCAGAUCUAGAUAUUUAAUUUUUAUUGUGUUAUCUGUGCGUACAUUUAUACAAACAGACAGUAAUACUACUUUAGGGGGCAGUGUGUAUGUAUGCCACAAACCAAAGCUUAAGACAAGCCAGGGAAUUUGACUCAGGGUUUGAGUUUGGGUAAAACAAGAGCAUCGCAAACUGUUUCCCUUCCACAUCCUGCUAGCCAUAAGCAUAUUGGGAUACAAACUGUUUCCCUUCCACAUCCUGUUAGUCAUAAGCAUAUUGGGAUACAAACUGUUUCAUUUCCACAGCCUGCUAGUCAUAAGCAUAUUGAGAUAAAAACUGUUUCCUUUCCACAGCCUGCUAGUCAUAAGCAUAUUGGAUACAAACUGUUUCCUUUCCACAGCCUACUAGUCAUAAGCAUAUUGGAUACAAACUGUUUCCUUUCCACAGCCUACUAGUCAUAAGCAUAUUGAGAUACAAACUGUUUUCUUUCCACAGCCUGCUAGUCAUAAGCAUAUUGGGAUAAGAACUCGUUAGGUGUGCUUUUUUGAUAAAUUCAAAAACUAAUUUCUCUAACUACCUUAGUGAUUUGUGCUAUAAAGUAUAUAUUUUUGGAAAGGGGAUUAUAUUCUCCACCUCCAAAUCUUAGUACAUUUGCAUGUAGAUGAAAUUUGAAUAUUAAAAUUAUUAAGCAAUUAAGUGUGUUUUCACAUUCAUUCAUGGGUGGUCCCAACCCCUUCUAUAUCCUAUAUCUCCCAGACAAUUUAAAAUAUUUAAAUAAAAAAUUGUAUCCCAAAGAGACGAUACUAAACUUGAACAAAUACAUUUAAUUCUUCAGGGUUUUGAUUUUUUUUUCGGCUUGGAGUGUCUUAAGAUUGUAAAUUUUACCAAAACUUCCUGGUAGUGGACAAUGUCUGUUGGUUACAUAUAUUAGGCAGUGUUUUAAUCACUCGAUAGUUCUGUCAGUUUAAACAUACAGUCAUAUGCUGAGUUAUUAAAUUGAAUUAGGAACCGGUGUGUAUAUGAGCAUAAUACUAAUUGUUAUAUCAUUCUGGUUACACAUACUGCAUUGCACUUAUGAGCCAACAGUAUCCAACCAGCAAAUCUACUUUAAAUCAUUGUUGUAACUAUCCUGCCAUAUGUGCAUCUUACAUAGACACCACACUCGGGGAACAUUACAAUAGUAAUCUCUAGACCUGUGUGUUGACCUUCAAAUCUCACAAUGAUUCUGAAUGUAAGACUGUGUAUUUGCUACAAAUUAAACACUGCCACAUGAUUUCUUUUAUAAUAAAACAUUAUUAAAAUAAUUAUUUCAAUUGCCAUUUUUGUAACAUGUACUGUAACAGUAGCUAUUUAAUUUGUGUGUGUUUCAACAGUUCUCUUGAGCAUCAAAAGGCUGACUGGAUAGGAAUCCAUGAAAAAAUAUGUGACAAAUUGGCAUUUCUAAGACAAGCCACACCAUUUUUACCCUCCAAGGAGGAAAGAGAUAAGAGGCAAAGUCAAGUACAGUCAAUGAAGGUACAAUAUUUUUUAUUUAAAUAGCAUAUACCCAUUUUAUUGCAGCUUUGCCCUGAUGUAGCAGAUGUUCAUUAUCUCAUUUUGAAGCUUGUUAUGAAAAAAUUUAUCUCUCAAUCACAUUGUUUUUUAUAUUAAUUCUGUUAAUCACGCCAUUCUUUCUUAGCUUUACUUUCACAAAACUCUUCAUGUUGUGCUAGAACAAAUUUGAAAAAAAAUAUUAUAAGGGGUUCACCAUCACUGGCAAUUUCAAUACAUUAAAUUCUAUUCUACAAUUUUAGAUUUAUGGCACUAAUCCUAUGCUUUUAAUAUUUGAUUUUUGUUUUCAGAUUGAUCUGAUUGAAAUGUCAAGGACAUUGGCUCAGAAAAUGUUGUUUGAAGGAAAACAUGAGCUGUCAGUGCCAGCAGCCAUGCAGUCUCUUAGGUACUCCAUAGAAGUUUAUGGGGUUGCCACUAUAGAACUUGUCCCAUCUUACCUUGUAUUGGGAGAAGCUUGUGUUGGUAAGUUUCAAAUCCUCCCUUUAGCACUUUUGGCCAGAAUUAACUUGUAAAUAAUUUGAAUCAGAAAUGUUUUGACAUUUAAUCAGUGUGAACCCAGAAGAGCCAGAUAAAACAUUUAUCUUAAAUCUAAAAAAAAAAAUCCAUUUGUUCUUUACCUGCUAAAGCUUUUUCUUAUAUGUUCAGAAGCUGCUGAAAUCUCAAUUAGGAAAUAUCUUCCGAAAAGCCAGUACACCCCACUGUCUUUCAUCCCCCAACAACUGGAAACAAAACAAAUAUAACAUCCAUCCUCCUGAAAAAUGCAUGCAUUUCAUGAAGUAAAACUGCAUCAUAUGUAAUGUAACAACUGAUUUUAUUAUACAACACAAACAUUUAUGUAUCUAGCCUUAACAAAAGGAUUUAUGUCAAUAAACAUGUAUUUUAUUCUACAACACAGACCUUAAUAAGCUAGCUCUAACAAAAUGAAUUUUUUGUUGCCAGGAUUAGGCAAGUUGACAGAGGCUGAGGACUACUUAGCUAAGGCCCAGUGGACAGUUCUGAAGACAACAGACUGUCCAAGGGCUAUCAAGUCUAAAUUGAACAGAAACUUGGGUCUUCUUUAUGCUGCCAAAGGAGACUUCCAAGAAUCUCUGGUUAACUUUGCUGAUGAUGUAUGUGUCUUAAAGCAUUAAUACCUAUUGCAUCAAUUUGGGGGAGGGGGGGUGUUAAAUGAAAAAAAAAAAUAAGUGGGGAGCAAAGCCAUUUUCAUUGAACAUCAUUUUGCAAGAAUAAAAUAGGCAAAGGGAAUUAUUUUAAAAAAAAUCAUAUGCACAGUCCAUCCAAGGGGGGACAAAUGUGCUUCCAUUGAAGCCAACUUCAAAUAAAUAAAUGUUUAAAGUUGCUAAGAAAGUUCCUAAAAUUCUUUCAAUAUCACAUAUAUAUUUAAGCGGUUAUAAAAAAAAAUGAAUCUUCCAAUCAAAAUUAAAACACUUGGCAUUAGAUAUUCUCAGAAUAAAAAUUUCUUGUAAGAUAUUUUGCUGGCAAGAUAAAUUCAGGUGUUUUUAACUUUCUGUCUAGAUUUAUCAUGCGUCUGAAGAGUUUGGCACGGACAGCAUACGUACAUCAGGAGGAUACUUCCACAUGGCCAAUGUUUUCUUUAGACAGGGAAAAAUGGAAGUGGCAGAUUCUCUUUAUAGGCAGGUAGGAGGUUGCCCAAACUGUUUUCUCAUGAGUGAAAUGACAUGUAGCAUUAUUCAAUCAUAUUUUACUACUUUAAAAAAUCAGGUUAUCACCAAAUGCGGAUUUCUUUUUUGGAAAAUGAUUUUAAGGACCUUCAAUUUUUUGCCAUGAAACUGAGAGAAUUUAUGCAAGCUACAUUAACUUGUUUAGAAAUUAAUAAUACAAAUUAUUUCUCUGCAGCCUCACUCUUGAAGUAGUAGCAGAUAUAAAGUUUGUGUGUAAAAAAAAAAAGUGUGUGGGGGGGGGUGUCACAAAUCAGAUUAUCCCUUCAUGUUUUGUUGUUUUAAAAGCUGGUAAAAAGUCCAUUUGAAUGAUUAAAAUAACAAAGAGACAGACAAUUACUGAAGGGAUAGAGAAAUGAUGUACAGUUUUUAAAACAUCCUAAGAAGAGGGACACAUUGUGUAACGAUUAAAACAGUCUGUUAAAAAUGUUUAACAUAUGUUGAUCUCUUCUUUUAAAUCAUUGCUCUUUAAAACACAUCUGUUGCGGUUUAUAACACAGUCCCAAUCCACAAGUGGUUAGCAAUUAAAUAUUUGAUUAUUAUUGGCAUCAAGAUUGUCUUGUUCCCUUUAAUAUGUCACCUCACUCCGCCAUCAUUUUUCAUUUUCUUUUCUACGUUUCAGGUGGUCAAUAUUUGGCAUGACCACUUAUCUGACAUCAUAAGAAAAAAAGUUCCAUCAGAAGAAGAGGCUGCCAAGUCAAGAUCAAGGAUGAUUGGUCCAGUGAAAGGAUUGUUUGAAGACAUAUCCAGUGGACUAGGUAAAACUCAUAACAGAAGUUUCUUCUUGGUACAAAUUUAAUACUUUAUUUAAUUGAAAUUUGAUUCAUAUCUAAUUCCUUAGCUAAAAAAAAUCAAUAAACUUCAUUGCUUUAAUUGUUCAAAUUUAUUCAAAUAUACAGACUUCAAGACUUUUCUGAAGAUUUUUUUCUCUUGGUUAUUUUUACUCUCAUUUUAUUAUGCUAAUCAAUAUUAUAUCUUUAAAGCUUAACCCCCCCAUCUUGGUAACCAUAGGUAUUUCUUUAGAGUACAUGUACACAUUAUUCAGUCUUCACAAACAGAUGCUGCUCAGGAUGCUGAAGCCAUUCAAAUUCUCAGCUCAAUCUAUGAUAUCCGGGAGCACCAGAUCAGCAGACAAGCUCAGGAUCUUACCCGAACAUGUCAUGCAAUGGCCAUGUUGUAUUUUGUACUAGGGGAAAUAAAAAAGGUAAUCAAUAAUACACCAAAUAAUAGGACACCCAAAGCCUCUCCAGGAUGGGACUCAUAAUAAGUAAUCACUGAGUUUUACUUAAGAAGCUACAUAUCAUCUCUUAAAGAAAGAUAGCUGCAUUAGGCAAAGGCAACCUUUUCAGUAAAGGAAACACAUUUUAACCAAAGUAUACACAAAAAGCUAAAUAAAAAGAAACUAAAUAAUCAAAAUGUAUUAUGCAUUAUAAAAUUUAAUUUAUAUUUCAGCCUUACCUUCAAUUUUCAUUUUUUUUAGCAUACCAGCAAAAUUGUAUAAUUUAGUCUCUAUACUUAGAAAAAAAAAUAGUUUGUUCUAAUUUCUUCUAACCAGGCUAAAGAGUUUGGCCGUAAAGCAAUUGUUGCAAGUGAUCAAGUCAAAGACGAUGACUUAUCAAAAUCAUUAGUUGAAUUUAUGAAGCUGUGUGAGCGACAAGGACCUAGCAGCUAAACACAAGUUUAACAAGCUAGUCUUUGGACUUAAAUUCCAACCACCUUACAGUUAGACGCAAGUUUUGACCUUAUUGUCAUAAUAUCUGAAAAAUUUUGCUCCUUACAAAUUUAUGCAUUUUUACUAGAAAUUAUUGUUUAUGGAAAUUCUUUCCUUCAAUUUUAAAAUAAUAGUUUUUAUUUAUUCACGUAUAAGGCCUAAUUAUUUCAAAAUGGUGUGUCUAAAUUCAAUUGUAAAGAAAUUAGAUAAAUGUUUUGUCUAUUGAAUUGUGAAGACUUUUGAUAAGUUAUAUGUAUAUAGUUUAAUUUCUUUUUUAAGACUUGAUUAUGACAAUACUCUGACAAUUUAGUUUAAAAGAUUUUAUUGACAAUAAUGACUGGUAAAGUUCAGUUUAAAAAAAUGAGUUGUAUAUAUGAUACAUUUUUGUAAAAUAUAAUUGAUCCUUUCUUAAAUACCAUAAAGUUUGGUAAAAUAAUUUGUAAAGUUUCUUUCAAGAUAUUUUGUUGGAUAAAUUUAAUAUAUAUUAUUUAAAUAACACUGCUUUAAUUGUUAGCUUUAUUUGAUGAUAAAAAACAAGAGAGUGAGAGGGCUUUCAUACUCUCUCCUUUUACCCCUGAUCAGUUACACAAAUGCAAAAAAAGUGAUAAGAUAAAUCGAUCAUUAAUUGAAAGAAGGCGUAAUAUAUAUUUCAUUAAGUUAUUAAAGAACUUUAAAACUAAGCCAGUGGUUCCCAAAAUAGGAUGGUUUUGAACAAUUUUGGUACUUCAGUCCAGCUCUGGUGGAAAGAUUAUUUGUCAUACUUUGCUUAUACAAACAUAAUAAUAUGUACAUUUAUUUAAUGUCAUGAAUGUUUUGAAAUUGCUGCAGUUUGAGAAUUCAGCUGUUGAAUUUUUCUAAAUAUACUACCAUAAUUUUUUGUGUAUCUUUAAUGUAUCUGAAUUUUACGUAAGUUUAUUAAUAUUUUAUUGUUCAGCCAGAUGACUCAAAAACAGAUUUAAAUUUAAAAAAGCUUUAAGCUCAAAAAAAAUUUUUUUGGUAAAAUUAAUGUGCUGAAUAACGUUUUAUAAAAUGAUAGUUUUACUGGCCAACAACUUAACAAGUCAACAGCUUUAUGGCACAGAAAAGACAAACAUCAAUAGGUAAGAUAAAAAAAGAAAAACUCCCUCGCCACAUGAGUUGCAAGAAAGAUUAUUUUAUUUUGUACUGAUUAUGGUAAGUCCACAUGCACCAAGUGACCAAAGUGUUUUAUUGCACAUAAAUUACUGCUGCACGUGUAAAACAUCUGCACAAUUGAUCCAGGAUAAAUAGUGUAGUAUUGCACAUAAGAUUAUUGUUGCAAGUGUAAUACAGUGCAAAAGUGAACCAGGAUACACAGUGUCAUAAAAGAACAUCAAGUUAUUAGUUGCACAUGCCUAUAUCUUGCUUUUUAAAGAGAAAAAUUAUUGGAAAUCCUUUUUAGGAACUCUUUGGUUUUGUUCUGGAAUUUUUUAAAAAUAAAUGUUCAUGGUAAAAUCAAAAAAGGUGUUUAAAUUUUCUAAUAAUGUGAUUAGUUCAGAUUAUCGAUAUAUAUAUUUUUUUGCGCACAUGAUUUAUUUGAAUAAUAUAUAGAAAAAAUGGAAAUCUCUCUAGUGUAAGUAUAGUGAUACUUUUAUUUGUUUGUUGACUUGGCUGUAAGACCAAACAUGAUUAUAAUCAAGAUGCGAUCACUGUUUCAUUACUUAUGUUCAUAUAACAUUUCAAUAUGAAAUGUUUGUGGGAGAAUUCUCCCAAAAGCCAAAAAUUAUUUCCAUGAGGAAGAGUUUACAAACAACAUGACCUAAAAUAAUCAAUUUAUUUAUUUUUAAAAAAAUUAAAUUUGCACGGAAUAUUAUUGUUUACAAUUUUGCAAGGAAUUCAAAAUGUAAAAUUUAAAAAAAAAACAACUUCAAAAGUGUUACCUGCUCCAGAAAUCAUCAACAUCCUUAUUUUGCUAUAUUAAUAAAUUAACUAUGAACAUAAUAUGGAAAAAAGCUAUAUUUAUUUUGAAUAAAUUUUUAUAAAAUAUGAGCUUAAUCUAGUUAGCUCUAUUUAUUUACUUU
Lymnaea stagnalis (great pond snail) is the source of this 7421-nucleotide messenger RNA. The record is from the annotation of a GenBank genome assembly. NCBI's taxonomy places the organism in Eukaryota, Metazoa, Mollusca, Gastropoda, Lymnaeidae.